Dovyalis caffra is the source of this 1029-nucleotide messenger RNA. NCBI's taxonomy places the organism in Eukaryota, Viridiplantae, Streptophyta, Magnoliopsida, Malpighiales, Salicaceae. The record is from the annotation of a GenBank genome assembly.
AUGGCACUAAGCACAUCUCAUGCUUCAGUGUUUCUCACCACCACCAUACUUGCCCUACUUCUUGCCGUCAGCCCCAUCACCUGCUGGCGUCCAUGGCCGCACCUAAAACCCAACAGCUCAGGCCUUCUCUAUGACUCCUCCAAAAAAUUUGAAGGGUCAUCGGAAUUUGUUCACCUACGUUACCACAUGGGUCCGGUCCUGACCGGGAACAUAACAGUCCACACAAUCUGGUACGGUAGGUGGCAAAAAUCCCAGAAAAAGAUUAUUCGCGAGUUUAUCAACUCAAUCUCAGCCGUCCAUGCACCGCACCCAUCAGUUGCUGGCUGGUGGAAGACUGUGCAACUCUACACAGACCAAACUGGAGCCAACAUCUCGCAUACUGUCCAAUUAGGACAGGAAAAGAACGACAGGUUUUAUUCUCAUGGGAAGUCGUUAACGAGGCUGUCUAUACAGUCGGUGAUCAAGAGUGCUGUCACAGCUAGAUCCAAGCCGUUGCCUAUCAGUCCAAGAGACGGACUGUAUCUUCUGCUGACUUCUGAUGACGUGUACGUUCAGGAUUUUUGCGGGCAGGUUUGUGGGUUUCAUUACUUUACAUUCCCUUCAAUUGUAGGGUACACCUUGCCUUAUGCUUGGGUAGGUAACAGCGCAAAACUGUGCCCUGGUGUGUGCGCUUAUCCUUUUGCUGUGCCCACGUUUAUGCCUGGGUUGAAGGCGCUAAAGUCACCUAACGGUGACGUGGGUGUUGAAGGAAUGAUCAGUGUGAUCGCUCAUGAGAUUGCUGAAUUGGCUACAAAUCCAUUGGUGAAUGCUUGGUAUGCAGGACAGGACCCAAGUGCUCCUGUGGAAAUAGCUGAUUUGUGUGAGGGUAUUUACGGAACUGGAGGUGGUGGGUCCUAUACGGGACAGAUGUUGAUCGAUCAUGAUAAUGCCACGUAUAACAUGCAUGGGAUCAGACGGAAGUAUUUGGUUCAGUGGGUUUGGAACCAUUUGGUUAGCUACUGUACUGGCCCCAAUGCCCUUGAUCAGUAG